This is a messenger RNA of Marasmius oreades (fairy-ring Marasmius), 210 nucleotides long. RefSeq lists its product as uncharacterized. Lineage: Eukaryota; Fungi; Basidiomycota; Agaricomycetes; Agaricales; Marasmiaceae. The transcript has 2 exons. The record is from RefSeq and is a predicted model, not a curated record. Bases 1 to 210 code for a protein of 69 amino acids.
AUGGACGUUGAUAUGGAGAAAAGAGCACGUAAAACGUACCAGGAUGCGAUAGAAGAGUUUUCCGAAUGGGUGUCUGAGACGGAGGUCAAGGGAAAGAUCCCAGUCUUCAAGGAACAUGGAUUCUUCUUCAUUCCCGCCGAAACCGUCAACGCGAACAUCGAGUUUUGGGAACCUCGACGCCGUUUUGGAACACCCAAGUUGCUGGGUUGA